AACUGCCAACCAAUGGGUGGUGGCAGCGCUGAUUCUGUUCCACGAAUAGGGAGAGCGCGGUUGGGCGAGGUUGGUUGCUUCCGGGAGACCACAGGUGUGGAAGCGAGCGCCGUGCCUCCAGUCGGACCGGCUUCUGAAGCCAGCAGGCAUCAACAAGCACGAUUUUGAAGGGCCAAAUUCAGACGAUCAGAGCCGCCCCUGGUAGGGCUCCUUCUCUCGAGAUGCUGAGCUCAGGUCCCUUCUGUUGGGCUGGCUGAGAAAAGGGGCCACUCAAAAUGGCGGACAACCAAGAUGGCCGAAUCUCCCGCCAGAACUCCUGCAGCAGCUAUGUCAACCCCAGUAAACCGAAACCUAAGCGGGAAACCGAAACUCUCUGCCCGGGACUCCAGGUGACCAAUGGGCUACUUACAACCAGGCAUAGUUACCAAAAAGGAGAAUCCUAUCAGUUCUCCUACCUCCUCACCGGAAUUCCCCCCAGCGGUGCCCAAUAAAAACCCUCGCUGCCCUGCCCUGGGCGCAACUUCCCCGACUCCCUGCUCCGGAGUCGUGGAACCUCGCCGGAGGGUGCUUGCAAUAAAGUUCCUCCCUCAAACCACGUUUGCCUUGCGGUCUUGAUUUCAUUGGCGACGAGAAAAAACCUAACAUUUGGUGCCGAAACCCGGUAGGAGAUCCAGCCCCUGCUUCGGCACGGAGGCUCUCUCCUCCUCUCAAGCGGACUGGGACCCCUCUCUCUCUCUCUCCAAACAUCUCUCGGAACUUGCUGUGGUGCCAACUCGACCGUGUCUUCAGUGCCACAUGAUGAGACAUUGGAAAUCAGACUGUCCUAACCUCGGGGAAUCCUCAGCGCCUCUACACGGGGGCAACCUCGAGACGGUAAGUCCGGCCUUCCAGCUGCUCGGGUUGGAGGACGAUUGAUGGAGCCCAGACUCGGACACCCCUCUCACCCAGGCUGAGCCCAGGGUUGCGCUCCAGGUAGCGGGAGCGGGGGUUCCUGACCACCAAGGGCACUCCUAUAGUUAAUGGGCCUCUCACUGCCAAAUUACUCGAGGCCCUUAGCUUGCCCACCGAGGUAGCAGUAGUCCACUGCCAUGGCCACCAGACCUCCAAGGACCCGGUCUCCCAAGGCAAUAACAGGGCGGACUUAGUGGCCAGGCAAACGGCCCUAAACACCUCUUUGGCUCCGAUCCUCUUCCUCAACACCCCCCACGGGCCUUCUUACUCUGAAAAGGAGGUGCAAACCCUCCAAGGCCUAGGGGGAAAACCCGGAGACAAGGGAUGGAUCUACAUCCAGAAUAAAAUUGCCCUGCCGGAAAACAUGGCUCACACCCUAAUCACAGACAUUCACCAGUCUCUCCACGUUGGCCCAAAGGCCCUCCACCAGUUCCUGCAACCUCUUUUUCACCACCCUUCCCUAUCUCGGGUAAUUGGGACAGUUCACAGAGCCUGUAAAACCUGUUAGGCCGUAAAGGCACAGGGUGGAAACUGCAGACCAGGGCCCAACCAACAACUCCGUGGCCAUUAGCCAGAAGACUGGCAACUGGACUUCGCUCAUAUGCCCCGCCACAAAACCUUCCGAUACCUGUUAACUCUGGUCGAUACAUUCACAGGCUGGAUCGAGGCAUAUCCCAUGGCCUGAGAGCGGAUACAGUGGCCACAAUUCUCAUUGAGCACAUCAUUCCGAGAUUCGGACUACCCCGAACUCUGCAGUCAGACAAUGGACCUGCUUUCCUCUCCAGUAUAACCCAACAGGUGGCAGAGUCUCAACAUCACCUGGAAACUCCACAUCCCCUACCACCCUCAAUCGUCGGGUAAGGUAGAAAAAGCCAACGGGUUCCUCAAGGCACAGCUCACCAAACUGACCUUGGAAACCCAUCUUUCGUGGCCCACACUCUUGCCCCUGGCCCUCACCAGGCUUAGGGCAACCUCUGCGGACCUUCAGGAUUAAGCCCAUUUGAGCUGCUGUACGGCCAACCUUUCCUCAUAAACCACAACUUCCCAGCCUCUCCCCCACCUCUCCUUUCCUACCUGCCUUACCUCACCCUCCUGAGGGCCCUCCUGAGAGCUCAUGCUGAUGCUGUUAUCCCUGCCCCAAACGAUCAUGACCGUAAGGAAGCCCCCGCUCAAGGGCUAUUCCCAGGGGACCAGGUCCUCCUCAGAAAUCUGCAACCAGGCUCCUUGCAGACGCGAUGGACAGGGCCUCAUACUGUCAUCCUCACCACCCCAACUGCGGCAAAACUGCUGGGGCACCAGGCGUGGGUACACAUCAACAACCUCAAACGGGCGCCUACAGGUAAUGACUGGACCUCUCAGAUGGUAGGCCCUACCAAACUUCGCUUGGUACGGGGUCCUCCCUCUGGUUCUCCUGAGCCCCCUGACCCAAGCGACAGAAUGUGAAUGCAUGCGUGGCAGCGGACGCACAAGGUACUUCCAGUCAUUCACCUAUAUGCCUAGUAAAUGCUACGCAGGAAAGUCCCCAUAUACUUGCACAUCUGUCCACGCCCCAGGAAGAACCUUCUGGAUGUCUGACCUCACUGAAAGGUACAGUCACCCUUGUGACACUUACCCCAAGACGGGGAAGGUCUGCUGGACAUAUCUGGCCCAGAUAGGAGACUCUGACAGAGGAGAGGUCCAGGACCAGGCCGGCCGUAACCAAACCCAGCAAAUAGGAGGUUACAUGAGCAACUACAAGCCGAGGCCUAUCCCACCUACAAGGGAAUCAAUCUCAACAGCAUCCAGAAGGUUCCCACCACUGAGCAACUGACAGUGGCCCUUUUAAACUCCAGCUAUAACCUGUGGCGGAACGUCUCUCAGGACCGUGACUGCUGGAUCUGUUUCCCCUUCUCUACUCUCUCUAACAUUGUGGGGAUACCCAUUCCAACCCGGUGGCCCCUCCCCAAUUCCACCAUCAACAAUAAGACAGUCCACAUCGGACCCAUUGGAGGGACCAUACCAAUCCUUAAUCUUUCCUCCACCAUCGACACCCUCACCCCUCGCACCGCCAACAUCACCUCCUCCCUUCCUUACUGCACUCCCUCGGGGGUGUUCCUCUCGUGCCCCAAGGGAAUCUAUCGCUGCCUGACUACUAAUGACCUGGGCGCAACUUCUCCGACUCACCACUCUUUCCUGACUCACCACUCUUUCCUGAGUCGUGGAACCUCGCCCGAGGGUGCUUGCAAUAAAGUUCCUCCCUCGAACCACGUUUGCCUUGCGGUCUUGAUUUCAUUGGCGACGAGAAAAAAAAAAACCUAACACCUUCCUAGCUCAAUCUAAAAGCCAUUGGGUAAAUUACUUGGCAGCGCCCUUUGCUUGAGAAAGGGAUUGGGAUGAGGCUUGCUUACAUGCCAAGGGAAUGAGAGACAGGACGGGCAAGCCCCAAAGGAAGAGGUGGGGAUCAGAAGUAAUUGUAACCCCUCAUCCCUUAUUAGUGGUUCCUGUUUCCCCUGCUGCCGGAAGUCUCUGCCCCAACCUCAGGCUUACCGCUUCAGGUUACAGUUGAAGUGUAAGUAUCAGGGUAAAGAUUACCAUCAAUAUCUCUAAGAGUAGAGAGGACUCAUCUUGCCUUUUAAGUUUUUUUCAUUAAAUCUUCAGUUCUUCCUUUGUGCGCAAUGGGGAAGUUCUUUUAUUCCCAGUAGAGUUCAGGGGAUUUGGGCUAUUCAGGAGACAACUUGGGGGGAACAAAUUCAAAGACACGUUGAGAGGAAAUUGAGUUGGACUCCUGCCUGAUCCCCGACGGCGGUAGGAUGAACGUGGGGGUAGCACACAGCGAAGUAAACCCCAACACUCGAGUGAUGAAUAGCCAGGGCACCUGGCUGGCCUACAUCAUCUUGGUAGGACUGCUGCAUGCGGUUCGACUCAGCAUCCGCUUCUUCAGCAUUCCUGUUGUCUGGACCCUGACCAACGUCAUCCAUAACUUGGCUAUGUAUGUCUUCUUACAUACGGUGAAAGGGACACCCUUUGAGACCCCUGACCAAGGAAAGGCUCGGCUACUGACACACUGGCAACAGAUGGACUACAGGCUCCAAUUUACCUCUUCCCGCAAAUUCCUCAGCAUCUCUCCUAUCGUACUCUACCUCCUGGCCAGCUUCUACACCAAGUAUGAUGCUGCUCACUUCUUCAUCAACACAGCCUCAUUGCUCAGCGUAUUGCUGCCUAAGUUACCCCAAUUCCAUGGGGUUCGUCUCUUUGGCAUCAACAAAUACUGAGGGAUGGGACUGGGGGUAACGCUGGACCAAAGGGCUGUAACAUCCUUUCGUUCUCCAUAUUGUCUUCUGUAUCUUGAAAGCCUGAGAACUAUUAACCUUUCCCAAACUCCCAGGAAGAAAACAGAUUAGAAAAUGGGGCUCCCUGGGCCCAGCCCUGCUAAGAGCAGAUUUUUUUGAAACAGGAAAGGUGGGAAAGAUAAAGGCCAAAUCACUCUCCCUCACAGCAGGAAGCCAUGUUUGAGCAGUUUGGUGAUUAAGUUUUUCCAGAUCUUCCACCUACACCACCUUCCAGCUCUGUUCUGCUGUGUAUUUUCCUUAAAAUAAAGUUUUGUUGUUUUUUUUCCAGA
Molecule: messenger RNA, 4549 nt
Organism: Ailuropoda melanoleuca (giant panda)
Lineage: Eukaryota; Metazoa; Chordata; Mammalia; Carnivora; Ursidae
Gene: ORMDL2
Product: ORMDL sphingolipid biosynthesis regulator 2
Exons: 6
Coding region: 3741-4202 (153 amino acids)
Cellular component (GO): endoplasmic reticulum membrane
Molecular function (GO): nucleic acid binding
Source: RefSeq, a predicted model, not a curated record